CUCCAUGUGGAUGUUGCAAACUGUCAACAUUGCGUAUUGCAGAGAGGAAUAGAAGCCUCAUCAACUCUUUUGAUUUUUACUCGUCAGUUUUUUUGGAAAGCUUUACACUGCUCAAAAAUGAAGGUUGUCGGAUCUACCUGCGCCCUGAAGAGCAAAGUCGGCGGUGAGGAUGUGGUGCGGUGCCUCUCCGAUCAGAGCCUGACCAUCUCCAAGUGCAAGAUCCCGCUGCUGGACGAGCACAUGAGCGUCUUCCUGCAGGACAUGAACAGCUGCUACAGCAAGCUGAAGGAACUGGUGCCCACGCUGCCCACCAACAAGAAGGCCAGCAAAGUGGAGAUCCUGCAGCACGUCAUCGAUUACAUCUGGGACCUGCAAGUCGAGCUGGACGAGCCGGAGAAAAGUCACCAGCAGUCCGCCGGCAGCGUCCCACGCACGCCGCUGACCACCCUGAACGCGGAGCUCGCAGGCAUCACAGUAGAGAACGGAUGCUCGGACGACAGGAUCAUGUGCCGUUAAGAGGACCCGGAGCAUCGCUUGAUCAGCCCCCCUCAGAGCGGGCACCGCCGUCCGCGAACAAGGCCUCCUGAUACGAGGGUCCUCUGGACCGCAUCAACAACCUUGAACUGUGUAGUUUGACACUCUCAGCGCAAGAGACAUUAAAAAAUGACACCUCCCUCCACGCGAGGGGAGCCUGUCACUCGUGGCUCUCGAUUCAUCAGAGGGUCCCGAGAGGAGAGUGGUGGUGUCACAUAGACCGGGUUAGCCGCGCGCGGGACCAUGACAGAUAAGCGCAACCGGCAUCGCCUGUUGCUUGUAGAGUUUAUAAAGAAAACUUAUGUUACGCUCUUGUAUCUUGUGUAAACCAUAUAGAAAAUUCCACAAUUGUUUUUGUACAUUUCUCAGAUUCCUGAGCGACAAACUGUAUUGUAUAUUACAAUGACACAUUAUGUGAAGAUAUUGUUUUCUUACAAUGUUCCUUAUUGGUGUUUUUAUUAAAACAAGAUGACUAUUUUUGAAGA
Messenger RNA from Thalassophryne amazonica, 1019 nucleotides. It is a transcript of the gene id1, whose product is annotated as inhibitor of DNA binding 1, HLH protein. The transcript is spliced from 2 exons. Gene Ontology annotation, molecular function: protein dimerization activity; transcription regulator activity. Bases 118 to 516 code for a protein of 132 amino acids. Gene Ontology annotation, biological process: cell differentiation; negative regulation of transcription by RNA polymerase II; circadian regulation of gene expression. Lineage: Eukaryota; Metazoa; Chordata; Actinopteri; Batrachoidiformes; Batrachoididae. The record is from RefSeq and is a predicted model, not a curated record. Gene Ontology annotation, cellular component: cytoplasm; nucleus.